GCUCAGGAUGCCUAGCGACAGCAGAAGAUAUGUAGAUGGAAAGCUGCAUGGCUCGGAUUGCGGAGGAUGCUGGAGAACAAGACGACAGAUGCGUCUCGCCUGCUGUGGGAAUAUAAACUAAGAGCAAGUUUAAAGGACUCGCUUUGGAGGAUUUUGCCAAAGGGUUGCGGAUGGAGACUGUGCAUUAGUGGUCGUUAUGAUCCGGAGGCUGAUCGUCACUCGUUUUCACGUAGACAGUGAUGACAAAUGCAAGAGAGAUGGAAGAAUUGUGAACUUGAAUGAGUGUUACCAAUUGCAAAUUACCACCUGUUAGUUGAAUAUCAGCAGCUGUAGGACUCUGGCUGGGCCUGAGGGCCAAAACCCUGUACUGGAAUAAAGAAAGGAAGAAAAUUAAAACAUCAGCCCUUAACCAGCAUCUGCAAAGACUCCCCUGCCUCCUUCCCCAUGGCUUGACCUCCAUGCUGUGCUGUGCUGAAGAUCUUUCCCUGGAGGGCUGUUUCUCUGACCUUAGCACAUGGAUUUCAAGACUUCAAAUGAAGAGACAAAGACUGGGAUUUAUUUGCUUCAAGAUGGUAGCGAGGAGCCUUUCAAUAUCCGUCUGCACCUGGCCAAAGAUAUUCUCACCAUUCAAGAGCAAGACGUCAUCUGUGUGUCUGGAGAACCGUUCUACUCGAGUGAAAGAACAGUAACGAUCCGUCGGCAGACAAUCGGAGGGUUUGGGUUGAGCAUCAAGGGUGGUGCUGAACACAAGAUCCCUGUUGUUAUAUCUAAAAUAUCAAAAGAACAGAAGGCUGAACUUUCUGGACUUCUGUUUAUUGGAGAUGGAAUUCUCCAGAUAAACGGCAUUAACGUCAGAAGUUAUCGUCAUGAAGAAGUGGUGCAGGUUCUGCGAAACGCAGGUGAGGAAGUGACUCUGACCGUGUCUUUCCUGAAGAGGACGCCUGCAUUUCUGAAGCUGCCGCUGUGUGAGGACUGCUCAUGUAUUAUAAGUGACCAGAGCAGUGGAACAUCGUCUCCACUGUGUGACAGCGGCCUACAUCUGAACUACCAUCCCAACAACACGGACACAUUGUCUUGCUCGUCUUGGCCAAUGUCUCCGGGGUUGCGCUGGGAGAAGAGAUGGGUGGAUCUUCGUCUCAUCCCCCUCUUACAUGCGCGUCUGUCCCAGUACAUCCCAGGUACUGACAUUUGCAGGCAAAAUGCCUUUCAAGUCAUUGCUGUGGAUGGGGUGUGCAGUGGGGUAAUUCAGUGCCCCAGUACUGACGAAUGCACCGACUGGCUGCAAGCAAUAGCUUCAAACAUUUCUGCCCUCACCAAGCACAACGUGAAGAAGAUCAACAGAAACUUUCCAGUAAACCAGCAGAUUAUAUAUAUGGGCUGGGUGGAGGAGAAGGAACAAGAUUCUGUUCAGGACCGAAUGUACACACCAAAGUUUCUUGCCUUGAGGGGUUCGUCUCUCUUCAAAUUCUCCGCACCUCCAGUCACCACCUGGGACUGGACCAGAGCCGAGAAAAGCUUCACCGUCUACGAGAUCAUGUUCAAGAUACUGAAGGACAAUGAGUUGGUGGACAAGCGGAAGCACUGCUUUAGCGUUCAGACGGACUCGGGCGAGGACAUCUUCUUCAGCGUGGAGCUGGAAUGUGAGCUGCUUCUGUGGGAGAAAGCCUUUCAGAUGGCCACCUUCUUCGAAGUGGAGAGAAUACAGUGUAAAACAUACGCUUGCAUCGUGGACAGUCAUCUCAUGGGACUCACCAUCGAUUUCAGCAUGGGCUUCGUCUGCUUCGAUGCUGCCACAAAGGCAGUGCUGUGGAGAUAUAAAUUCUCUCAGCUGAAAGGAUCAUCAGAUGACGGCAAGAGCAAAAUCAAGUUCCUGUUCCAGAAUCAAGACACAAAACUUAUCGAAGCAAAGGAGCUGGAGUUCUCCAACCUCUUCGCGGUUCUCCACUGCAUCCACGCUUUCUUCGCCGCCAAAGUGGCUUGUCUGGAUCCCAUGUUCGUGAGCAGCCGAAACGCCGCCAUGGCCCCCAUGGUGUCGGCCACUUCCACCUUAACUGCCCCGUCACAGAUAUCCAAGCUCAAAUACACGAGCUGACAGACUCCAGCGACCUAUCUUCUCCUUCCAGACUUUGAAAACGCAGGAUGAGAGGAACCAGCCCUGACGAACGAGUGGACGUCCACUUUGAAACAAACAAUUCAAGUAUGUAACGUUGAAAACCUCGCUAUAUCCUCCAGACGGGAAUCAGACUCAAACGUAAGCCAUUAUGCGAAGAGCUGUAUGAAUUUCGAACAUUUUACCAUUAAGUUUCCAGCUGAAAACCUCUCAGCUGUGGUUACCAGGUCAUUAGAAAAACGGACUCUUUCCCUUUGAUAUUGCGGUAUAAUCUGUUUGCAUUCAAAUGAUAUUAACACUUCUUUGUGUAUACUUUUAGAAUAUUAUUUAAUCUGGUUACUGAUUGGAAUGGACCUGUUGUGAAACUGCCAUGAAUGCAUCAUGUUCUUGAGCCUCUGUUGAUCUGCGUUUUAACAAGAGUAAAACCAGCCAUCUUAAAUAUACAUUUACUCAAAAACUCAUCUUCCGAAUGUCCGAUAGGUAUCCAAUAUUGGCAAUGCGUAACCUGUUAUUUUGGUCUAGAAUGUUUUUAAUUCACCUAAAUUGAACAUCAGUUUUUAAAUCUGUAGAAAAACUAUUAAAAUGGCACCCCGUCUGACUGCCUAGAGAAACAGACUGGAGAAUGUGGGUGUUAUUUUCAUAUUCCUAUUUUGAUACUUUAUUAAAGGAUGAAUCAUGUAAGUGAAGAUGAACUGGAAUUGUAUGGACGUGACUGUAUGAUGCACAUUUGAACUUUCUCAAGGGAACGACGUACUUGCUAAUCAAUGAAGUGAUUGACUUUAUUUAAAUUUUUUUGCCAGUAUCUAAGAUACAUAUAUUAGUGCAUAAACUUUGGUCAUUUUUGCAAAGUCAAAAUAUGUCACUCUUUUAACCUGAUAAAGUCAACAUGAAAUGAAAACAGACCCUAUUUACUUAAAAUUAGUGCUAUCAAACGAUUAAUCUCGAUUAAUCACAGUUUUUGUGUGUACAUAAUAUAUCUGUGUGUACUGUGUAUAUUUAUUAUGUAUAUAUAAAUACACACACAUACAGUUUAUAUUUUGAAAAUAUUUACAUGUAUUUACAUGUCUAUAUUUAUAUUCAUAUUUAAUAUAUAAACAUAACAUUUUUCUGAAAUAUAUGCAUGCAUGUGUGUGUAUUUAUGUAUACAUAAUAAAUAUACACAGUACACACUCAUAUAUUAUGUAAACAAAACUUUUAUUUUGGAUGCGAUUAAUCGCGAUUAAUUGUUUGACAGCACUACUUAAAAUGUAAUUAGUUUAUUAAAAUGGUAAAAACUUACAAUAAGGUCCCAUUAGUUACCAUUAGUUAAUACAUUAACUAACAAUGAGCAAUUUAGUUGUUGUAGUGUUUAUGAAUUUUUGGUCAAUAUUUAACAAAAAAAAAAGGUAAAAUAUAUUUUACGGUGUCCUUAUAUUUACUAUGGAAUUGUUUUUUUUGCAUUAUUACAUGCAACUAACCCUAAACCAAACCCUCAUCUUAAACCUAACCAUAUAGUAAGUAUAUGUAGUUUAUUAAUAUUAAUCAGUAUUAAAUGUAUAAUUACACUGCAACAAGGACAUCUUAAAAUAGUGUAACCAAAAAACAACUGUUCAUUGUUAGUUCAUGUCAGCUCAGCUUUAAAUAAAUAUUAUUAACAGAUACAACUUUGAUUUUAAUAAUGAAUUAGUAAAUCUUGAAAUUAACAUUUAGUAAGAGUAUUAAAUGCUUUAGAAUUAUUUUUGACUGUUAAUUCAGGUAAACUCAUGGAACCUUAUUGUAAAGUGUCUGUUCAUUAUUCAUCAGCACACGUUAUUGCAAAUGAAAAAAAAAUUGCCUUUAUUUUUUGGUUGUUGUCAUCUAGGCUGUUAGUUCAAUUACUUAAACGUUUUUUAAGUAACUGCUGUACUAUAGAUUUAUGCUAUUAACACAGAUUUAAUUUAAGUUUAACUUUAAUGCUGGUUAACACUGAUGAUAUGAAGGUUAUUGGCAAAAAAACUAAAUUGAAUAUACUGUGUAUAUUCAAUAUUUAUGUAGUAAAGUGGGUUAUGUAUACGCUUUCAUGUUGACAAAAUUUCUCCAAACUGUACAUAUUUAAGGCUGCUGUUAUGAUGCUGUCAUUUAACGCAUGCUAGUGUCAUGAACUGACAUGUAGGAUAAAGAUGUGCAUUUAUCGGUCUUUAUCUAGCAUUAUGGCCAAAGCUUUAAAUUCAGCCAUUAAACUUUAGUCAUUUCCUCAUGCUGAAGUAACUGCACAAAAAAAUACAUUAGCUUCCUCAACUACCACCUUGAUUGAACUUAUAAAGUCCACAAAGUGUUUUCCCCCCAAUUUUGUAAUAUUCUAGAAAAUAUAAACCAUUUAUUGCCCGCCAUGCUGCCACCCCAAAGUUAAUGUAGGACCCUACGGAUGGAAUAGUAAAUGUGGUUUUACUAAGAAGCACUUUUGCACCAUCAAAUCAAUCUUAUUUUUGUCAUAACCCUGAUUUUUGUCCUGGUGUUGAGCGUUUAGUCUAUGCAAAAGAGAGAUUUGUGAUUUACCCCAGACUGGGAUAUCUUUGGAUAAAGAUGGGACUGGAAAAGCAGAGGCUGAAAAGCUUUCUUUUAUUUUUAGCAAACUAUGAUUCGUUUUAAUAAAGAUGUAUAGUUAAUAAAGAUUUUAUAAUGUGA
Molecule: messenger RNA, 4753 nt
Organism: Onychostoma macrolepis
Lineage: Eukaryota; Metazoa; Chordata; Actinopteri; Cypriniformes; Cyprinidae
Gene: sntg1
Product: syntrophin, gamma 1
Exons: 19
Coding region: 515-2092 (525 amino acids)
Cellular component (GO): intracellular anatomical structure; dystrophin-associated glycoprotein complex
Molecular function (GO): protein binding; structural molecule activity
Source: RefSeq, a predicted model, not a curated record